ACGGCUUUGGCUGCUGCAGCCAGAAAGAAGCAGUGAAGGAAACAGUGCGGCAGUUUGAGGACGCUCUCCUGCUAACAGUUUGUGUUUCUGCUCGUUAAUCGGAUAUUUAAUCCCGCACGCAGCCGAGCCGGAAAAACAUUUGAUACUCAUGGCGAUCUACACGGAUUAAUGGAAACUUGCCAAAGGUGGAAACUAAUUACAGGACAAAGCUGAAUGUAUUGAGAGGUGAAGCGUUUCCUUGGCGCCGCCGUGGAUCUGUGCAGGUGGAGGGUCACAUCACAUGGGAGUGUGCGACUGCACGCGUGACGGUGUGUGUUUAGGCCUCCUGCCGUCACUCGCUCCUCCCAGACAGGCAUGGCGGGGGGCAGGGAGCGCAGCGGCUCGAGGACGCAGAGGCCGUGGUCGGUGUACCGAGCCAACACACUGGAGCUGUCCAAUGAGAUGAUCAGCUUGGCGCUCGCAGGAAAUAGUCAGGACCCAGAUGAACCUGUGCUGGAAUUCAGUGUGGCAUGCACAGACCUGGUGACUCCUUCUCUGGACCGAAAACCCAACACCUUUGUAGCAGUGAGCUGCACGACGCCGCCGCAGGCCUUCUGGACCAAACACGCCCAGACUGAAGUCAUAGAGGGUACCAGUAACCCCAGCUUCCUCAGCAGCAUUGCCUUCUUCCAGGACUCCAACAUCAACCAGCUGACGCAGGUCAAACUGGCUGCGUAUGAUGUGAAGGAUCGCUCGCAGGGCACGAUGUACAUGUUGGGCUCUGCACUUUUCCCUGUGAAGGAGAUACUGCAAGAGAAGAGCCACAAAUUACAGCUCGAACUGCGAUCAGCAGAGAACCAGCGGGUAGGGAACAUCACUGUGGCGGCGUGGCAGAUGGAGGAAAGAACAGAUCAGAGGAUGUCGAUGGGACGUCUGCCAGAAAGUAUCAACGGCCGGACGGUGCUGCCUGUCGACGAGAGCCUGACGGAGUCGAUGGGAGUCCGAAUCAAGUACGCCUCGUUGUGCAAAGAUACCCUGCUGCGCUCAGUGUUUGGCGGCACGAUGUCGAGGAUGUACCGCUUCCCCACCACUGAUGGGAACCACCUACGAGUGCUGGAGCAGAUGGCCGAAAGCGUCUUGUCUCUAAACAUUCCCAGACAGUUUGUCAAACUGCUGCUGGAGGAGGAUGCAGCCAGGGUUUGUGAGUUGGAGGAGUUGGGAGAGUUGUCCCCCUGCUGGGAGAACCUGCGGCGGCAGAUCGUCUCUCAGUACCAGAACAUAAUACUCGCUUACCAAGAGACACUGUCUGACCUCAGUGAAUACAGAGGCCCAUCAUUCAAAGCCAGUAACCUGAAAGCAGACAAGAAGCUGGAGUUCAUGCCCACUAACCUUCACGUUCAGAGGAUGAGGGUGCAGGAUGAGCUGGGUUUUGAACAGACAUAUGAUGUGGUAACAGUCGGCGCCCCGGCCGCUCACUGCCAGGGUUUUAAGAACGGCGGUCUGAGGAAGAUCAUCCAGAAGUUCGAGGAAGCAAAGAAACACGUAUAUGAGGAGGAAUGUAGCGCCCUCUCCAGCUCUCAGUCCAUCAUCUACAUACCCCAGGACAUUGUCCGAGCCAAAGAGAUCAUCGCCCACAUCAACACGCUGAAGACUCAGGUCAGCUACUACGCAGAGAGGCUGUCUCGAGCUGCCAAAGACCGAUCGGCCAGCGGACUGGAGUGGACGCUCGCCAGUCUGGCUGAUAAGACCCGUCAGCUGGUGACAGUGUGCGACUGCAAGCUGCUAGCUUCAGCUAUUCAGGCCCUGAACGCAGCGCGGCCCGAGUACAUCGCCUCCAAAGCGUCUCCUUCAGCUGAGUCCGAACAAGUAGUGCUCCGCAACGACCAGGAUACACUGACAGCAAAGUACAGCGGUCGCAACAGCCGGUCUUCACUGCAUGUGGACUGGCACGAAGAGGAAUGGGAGAAGGUGUGGUCAAAUGUGGAUAAGUCUCUGGAGUGCAUCAUCCAGCGCGUCGACAAGCUGCUUCAGAAAGAGAGGAGACCCAGCGUCGGCAGUCAGGACAGUACCCAGAGUGACCAGCAGGGUGGCAGCAGUAAGAAAGGCGAUGGUGGGAAGUGUUUAGCUUUCUGGAUCAACCCAGAAAGUACGUCAGGGGAAUCUCCAUCCUUACCAUCAUCAUCAUCAUCAUUAGAACCACCUCCACCAUCAGCAUCAUCAUCUCCACCACCAUCCUCUUCCUCUCAGCUUGCCCUCUCCUCUGCACGGCCUCCCAGCCCCGAACAGAAAACCUAUGGAAGCCCCAAUGCUGAGGAGGCGUAUCCAGGCGAGUGGAGCGAGGCACUGUACCCUCUCCUCACCACGCUCACGGACUGCGUUGCCAUGAUGAGCGACAAAGCCAAGAAGUCUAUGGUCUUCCUGCUCAUGCAGGACACCGCUCCGACGAUAGCCAUGGACGUGUCACUGCAGUACCGCCGCGACAUUGUCUUCUGCCAAACGCUCACCGCUCUCAUCUGCGGCUUCAUUAUCAAGCUGAGGAACUGUCUCCGUGACAACGGAUUCCUGCGACAGCUCUACACCAUCGGCCUACUUGCUCAGUUUGAGUCCCUGCUCAGCACCUACGGAGAGGAGCUCGCCAUGCUGGAGGACAUGAGCAUCGGCAUAAUGGAUCUACGCAACGUCACCUUUAAGGUCACCCAAGCAACCGGCACCUCCACCCCCGAGAUGCUGCCGAUCAUCACAGGUAACCGGGAUGGCUUCAAUGUCCGCAUCCCGCUGCCGGGGCCCAUGUUCGAAGCCCUGCCCCGAGAGAUCCAGAGCGGCAUGCUGCUGCGGGUGCAGCCGGUGCACUUCAACGUGGGAAUCAACGAGCAGCAGACGUUGGCCGAGAAGUUUGGAGACACAUCCCUGCAGGAGAACAUAAACUCUGAGAGUCUCUCCAGACUGAACUCGUACUACGAGCAGUUCAAAGAAGUCCUGCCGGAGGACUGCCUCCCGAGGUCUCGCUCUCAGACGUGCCUUCCUGAACUGCUCAGGUUUCUCCGGCAGAAUGUCAACGCCAGGAAAAACAAGAACGUAGACAUCCUGUGGCAGGCUGCGGAGAUCUGCCGGCGGCUGAACGGCGUUCGCUUCACCAGCUGCAAGAGCGCCAAAGACCGCACCGCCAUGUCCAUCACGCUGGAGCAGUGCCUGAUCCUGCAGCAUGAGCACGGCAUGGCGCCGCAGGUCUUCACGCAGGCCCUCGACUGCAUGCGCAGCAUUGGCACGAGGGAGGGGGUGAUCCAGAAGAACCUGAGCGGCUUGCUGCCAGUGCGUGACUUCCGGCUGGACCCCAGCCUCAUGUACUCCCUGCCCCUGCUGGCCCUCAGCCCCAACCUCCUGGUGGUGUGGAUCUUCCUCAGCAUGGCCUACUUCCUGGCCAAACUGCGCUGCAGCUGAGCGAGCAGCUCUACGCUGGAAGUGACCAAAUGUCAAACGUACUGCGAGGGUGGGCGGGGACUCUCCACGCUGACUCCCCGGGGUGUUUCUGAAACUGUGCCACUGACCUGUGAGAGGGGUGUAAUCAGCUCACACACACUGUCCCACCCUCACUAAGGGCUGUACGCGACUUACGUCCCACUUAUCAGCAGCCACGCUUUGGGCUUUUUCUUUCUUUUCUAUUCUUUAAACAUCUUUUUCUUUUUUCUAUUAAAAACCUGUCAUAGCUCAGGGGUGUCAAACUCAUCUUAUUCGUGGGCCACUAACCCAAUCCUGUGAUCCUAACAGGACCAGAAGGCUAACCUCUUCCCACUCCCCUAAACCUCCAAAUUGUUCUUAAUGUAAUGAAUUGAUCUGAUUUAUAAAUCUGAUAAACUCUCUGUGAUAUCUUGAACUCCUGAGACCCUGCAUCAUCAUACAGGGAUAUAUGGUAACAUAUUUACUUUUCAUUCUUCUUAAUAAAGUGUUUAUCUUUUCAAAAAAAACAAUGAUUACUUUAUUCUGUUGGGCUGUCAAAGAAAUAGUGGAGUUAAGAUUAGGUCCAGCUAAUCGUAAAUCGCUAAGAAAAAUUAAAAAUGCAUCCCUAACGAGAGCUCGGGUGUCUGGAGGUUAAGGACAGAGUACAACGAGAAGACGUCCUCAGUCUUGCAGGUCUAGCGACCCCUGCCUGUCAACCACCAAUAGUUAUGGAAAAAUGUGCAGCACCCACUUUGGUGGGCCUUUUGAAAUGUUCAGAUGACAUUUUUUUUGUCUCCAUUACAAGUUUUACACCUUUCAGUUUCACUGCUGCUUAGUAAGCAGUUGCAGACAAGUUGUCUCACUUGCAAAAUAUGAGUGACUCCUGGCUAUCCAGUAGCAGCUACAACAGUGACGUUUGUAGCGCAGCACCGUGUACGUCUUUGCAACCACUUGGCAACCUAUUCAGUAAUGCACAUUUUUCCCUAGCAACCUGUGGUUGCCAGGGAUUCACCAACUGGUUUCUAGUUCUGUGUGCCUGAGGUCUUACUGGCCUAGUUCUAUCCCACUUGUUUGACACUCCUGAUAUAUUAAUUAUGUUGCCUACAUUUGAGUGUGAGGCCACAUGCCAUGUUCACACUAAGCCUGCUGAAUGUGAAUUCUACAUGAUUCCAUUCAUGUGUUUUUUUUUGUUUUUUUUUUAGGAUGAUAUUCGUCCACGUGUACACGCCGAAAUUACCCAGAUUAUUUCCUUCUCUUCUCUUCUCUUCCCUUUUUUUUUUUUUUUUUUUUUUUUUUUGUCCAGGAUUAAGAUAGCAGACACUGCUGUUUUAAACUCACGAUUCACUUGUCACUACAGUCCAAAACGCUGCCACGUGAUUAAUCCUUUUUUUGGGCUUUUAUGUGAAAUACUAAAUUUUAACCAUUACGAUGUCCUAAAUCUCCAAUUCUGUUUUCUUUACUGAGGUUUAACCAAACAUGCAUUUUUCUAAGACUUUACAGAAACUAACGCUGCAAUUUUCAGAUUCAGUGUAUCUGAAAAGCUCAGUUUUGUCCGCAUGGACGGUAUUUGCCAAAAAGAGGACUUUCAAAAAAAAUCUGGCUGGCUCCGUGUGAACAUAUAACACAAAGCCAUUAAAAGACAUUAAGAUAUUACCUUUAGUAACUCACAGGAUUAUCCACUUCCAGUACUGCCUAAUGAGAGUGUAUUACUUCUUUCUUAGUGUAUAGCGCCCUCUGAUGGACAUAUUUUGCUCCUUUGUGAUGGUCAGUUAGUACUCUGCCUUACCCUUCACUGGUGGAAGGUGACAGUUUAUUGUAAAGAGUGUAUAAUGUGUAUAAGGAUAAGCAGAUGAUAUCUAAACUUUGCUUUCAGGAAAGACCCACAGUAGCAAUCAGAUGAUUAUUUUAUUCAUGAUUUAAGCUCAGCGCAAACAGCUUAUAUCAUCAAAACAUUUUCUGGAACAUUUGAUUUAUCAUUGUCUUCCAUGUGCUUUUGCACUUGCCCUACACGCUAAUGUGGAGGAACCUAAAGCUUUUAUCUCGUGCCAAAUGAAGCAAGUACGCACUUGCUUAGAUAUAUAUUUUUAAGGCAGCAUUUGCUUGUUUUUGUUUCUUUUGGUCUUCCUGCUUCUUUAUAGACGGUGGAAGCAUUUUCCUGCUUCUGCCUGAGCUUUUGCACUUUCCAGCAGAUCCGGGUCUGUCUCUGUCUUUGUUUAGAUCCAGCCUAUUGAAAUGUUUAUGUGAGGCAGUGUUAGUGUUAGGAAUCACCUGAUAGCCCUGUUUAAUCAGAAAAAAUGAACUGAACCCAUUAACUGAUCGUUUACUUGAUGGACAUUAAACACUUGUGCUGCUGAUAUGAAAACUAUGCUAGUUCACAUUCAUUUAGCCUUAAACAAAAAGUCCCGUGACAUGUGUGACCCAUUUUAAGAGGAGUUCACUGAGCAGGAAUACUGCUCUGAACUGUGUCGACUAAAUGCGUAUUGGCACAAGUACAAGCAGUAUUUCGAACUCCUAGCACACCCACAAAAAUAAAAAUAAAAUCAUAAAAGCUGAAAUAUUGUCGCUAGUAGACGGAACAAUCUAACAGUCUUAUAUGGAGUGUAGAGCGUGCCAAAAUAAGUAACAUCAAUAUGAAAGCUGUUAUUUUUUACGUUCAAACCAGUGUUAAAAAAUAGAUGUGGAAAAAAAUAUUUAGUUAACUGGAAUAAAAUGAACAACUAGACUUUUGAAAAAGAAAACUACUUGAAAUGAUGCAACCACAUAGCUGCCUUAAAAUAAAUAACAAUACACUGGAAAUGUCUUUGCAGUUAAUUUGGUCUUAAUUUAAGUCUAAAUAUGAUAAAUGUCUGCUGUAAAAGUUAGCAAAAUAAAAAUAACUACAACUAAUGUAAACUAAAAAAAACUUUGAGUUUCUCUUUAAUUAAUUCCUUAUUAAAAUUAAAGCUGCCCUGCUUAGUAGAUUCAAUGUCGAAAUGCUCAUUUAGUAGUGAUGGCGAUACUGAAAUAUCGAUUCCUCCGAUACCAGUCAUUUAUGUUCUAGAAUCGAUUCUCACAUUAAAAUAUCGAUAUUUUAGUAAUUUAGGGUAAAUUUGUAGUUUAUCAUUAACAGGAACACAGUGGAAAGAAACUAUAUCAUUCGGAUUGUCUACAUUGGAAGGAACUACUUCCUCUUCUGCCUUUCAUAGGUACGUAUGUAGGUAUGUUCAGGCCUAUACUUUAGUGGCACAAUUUACUGUCUUUGAGUCCAGUGUUUUGUAUUUGCAUUGCACAGCUUUACUGUUUUACUUUUCUCCUGCUGCUCUUUAGUGUCAGCUGUUUCCCCCAUGAGCUGGUGGAGACCAAAAAUGGAGCAAAAACUUUGAUUACAGUAGUCACAGUAUUAGCUCCUCUUCUUUUUCUUCCUCCUAGCGUUAUUCCCACUCUGCGGGGUCUGCUUUUCUGCAAAGCCGCCUCCAUUUGGCACGGCCAAGGGCGUCGUUCAGGUUGGCACUGAUCUUCUUCACGUUGCCUUUAAUUUGGUCCAUCCAUCACCUUUUUGGUCUGCCCCUUGGUCGCCGUCGCAGUGCUGUUCUUGCCACAGAGUUUUAAUCACCUCUGACCACGUGCCCAUAUCAUCGCAAUUGCACUCCUUGCAUCUUCUCUGUGAUUGGUGCAAUACCCAGCCGCUUCCGGAUGUCGAUGUUCGUGACGUGGUCCUAUUGUGUCAGGCCCAGGCACCAUCGCAGCAUCCGCAUUUCCAUUGUGUUCGUGCUUUGCGGUGGCUGGCCAACACUCUGAUCCAUAAAGGGCCACAGGGCGCACUACACUCUUGUAGAUCUUUGACUUGAGGUGGUCGGGCAUUCAUCGGUCGCACAGGACACCAGUGACUUGACGCCACUUCAUCCAGGCCUCAUUAAUCCUGGCUCGUACGUCUGGCAGGAUGUCGCCGUCAUCGCCAUCACAGUAUUAGCUCCUAAUGCUAGUAAUAUUUAUUAAAAGAAUCACAUAUUUAACUAAAAGCAACAUUUUGAAUUGUACCCCUUUGAUCAGUUAAAAUUCAAGUCAGACUACACAGCAAUAAUAUGACCCAUAAUUAACCAGAAUACUUUUAAUUAUCUUUUACUGUCUUUACUGCCAAAACAAAAAAAGUCCUGUAGCCUGGAUUUGCUCAUUAUCAUUAAAGUGACCCUCUCAAGUUUAAAGUUUAGGCAUGAGUGGCUGUUUUGUCAUUCUUUUAUCUCUUCAUGGACUCAGGUUUUUCCAGUCUGGCUGAGUGUUAUUUAUGGGUUCAGUUCAUUUAUAAGACACCGUCACAUCCUGGUGUUCACCUGCCCAGAGGCUGAGACUGGCCAGCGAUGGCUCUCUUCAAACACUUUAAUUGGUCCCAGUGUGCCAAAAUAGAUGCAGUAAGUCAGCGAUUCGACCCACAUCUGCUCUGCAGCUUUCAGGACAAUGCAGUCGAGAUCAGCUCUGUCUCACCGACUGACAGAACUGAUCUCUGCGUACUUCAGGAUGCAGCUUGUAACUGGAAUGUAUGAUUGUAGGAUAUUCAGGGGAAAUGUGUUUGCAUUGCUGCAGCUUGUGAACCCUUUAGAGCAUUUAUCUGUACCAGCCGAUAUGUUUACAUGAGCUUUAUAGAGACAGUAGAGUGUUUGAUGAGUAAUGUGAGGUGUUAAGAUGCAAAGAGUUUAGGCUAUUAAAGAUGGGAUGUCUGCAUUCAUUUUGGCUUAUGCAUCCUAGAAACAAGGGACCAAUACACAAUGCAGUGUGUGUCCCUCUUGUUUCAGGCAUUCUUGUGUCAAAUAAAGAUCCCAAUGUGAUGAUUUCUGUUAGCUGAUUAACUGUUGUUUCUAGUCUUACCUUGCCAACAGUCCAGAACCCAAAGAUAAUUUGCUUACUAACAUAUUUUUAAAAUAGCAAAUUUACCAUUAAAAACACAAAUAUUUGGCAUUCAUGUUUAAUAAAUGGCUAAAAUAAUAAAAAUACAUGCCAACUAAUUAAGCCACUGGAUCAUCAGUUAAUCAUCUUCUUGAUUUUAUCUAACUUUAUGCACUUUUAAUAGAGCUUCCUAUAAGAAUGUUGUUUUGAUGUUUGAUAUGCCCACUGUUAAUUAUAUCAUUGUAUUAUUAUGAAGAGCCUUAUUUCCCAGUUACUAACUCCAUGGCUUCCAUGAUAUUUUGGUUAUAUUGAGAAUGAAGUAAACGGGACCUACUUUGCUUUUUUUCUUAUUUAGUUUUAAAUAUAUAUAGCCCCUUUUCCAUUAGUGCCUACUCGUGUCGUCUCGCUACUAUUUACUGGGUUUUCCAUUAGGUGGUACCUGGUACCAGGUACUGGUUUUUUUUUUUUUGGUUUUUUUUUUAGCACCUACUUGCUCAGGGUUCCAAGCGAUCCAGGGCGAUCUAAAAAUGUGACAUCAACAGACUGCAUGCCACCUAUUGGCUCGUCAGUGACGUCACUCAAUGAGUCAUUAGAGCGUCUCCCUCAGGAAAAUCAAAACUGCCACUUUUAAAACCCGUGGACUUUCAGGUGAGGGUGCUCUUAGGUCUCAAUCACCCAGGCUUAGAGAACAGUUGCCAAUGCCUGGUAACCACAGUUCACUGGGGAAAAAUUAGGGUUCCCUAACUAACUGCGAGUGCUUGUCGGCAUUCGCAAGUGGAAAUUGAUUGUUAACCCUGUUCAUGCAGUCACACUGAUGGCUAGUUACCCCCUAAUUGGAAGGGGAAAGGGUGUAUUCUCUAACCAGUUGGUGAUUGAUUGCUGGGGGUUGCUUGUUGUUGCUAGGUUGUAAAGUAUAUGGUGCCCUACUGAAAACCUCCUUGUCAUUGCUUUGGUUCUGAGCAGAUUGUAACUUUUCAUGUUUCAUUCAAACCAGAAACUCAGAAAAUUUGCCUUCAAAGUAAAAGUUGUUGGUUUCAGUUUUAAAACUACAGUUGCACUAGGGAUAAGGUUACAGACUGUAGCACAACCAAAAUUAUGACAACUGUGGGCAUUGAACUUGCAGUGGCUAGUUGAAGACUGGGAAGCUACAUCCAGAUGAACAGAGUCAGCUGUCUGGACUUUUCUUACCUGGAUAACUGAGCGCGGAACGAGGACAGACCAAAGCAAUCGCAGAGAGGAUUUUGUUGCAGCUGACUUCAUGCAAUGAUAGCCAGCAACCUCAUCAAAUAUGUCAAGAAAUAGAUGAUUUUCCUUUGAAACCUGUCAGGGGUUGCUGACCAGUCUCUAGGCCUGUGUGACUGUAGCCUUAAAGAGAAAGUUAGGGACAGAAGAUAAACUGAGGGACCUCUGUGAAAUAUUAAGUAUAUCUGAACUGUGAGCCAUCCAUAGCUACUCUAAUACAGUGUGCCAAUAAAAUCAUAGAGCUGGAAACAAGCAUAGUAGGUCCUCUUUAACAAUGUAUGUGGAAACUGUGUUAGAAACCAGAAGCACUUAGAUUGUUUUACAUAUUGGAAAUCUGUAAUGUAAAAAUCAAUAUCUUUGCUUGUAAAGCUAACCAUCAGCAUCGGUCGCCUCCCUAGAGUUCAGAGGCUCUGCCUCAUUAAGAUCGACCCAGUAUGGAAAUGGAUCAGACUAAAAUAGCUUCCUUUGGGGAGCUUACCCAUGCUGAUGACCUCUAAGUCAUCAGUCACAUACUACAGUAAAAUGAUCCUUCCUGUAUGCUUUCUUUUGGAUCCUGAAAAUAUUGAACAUCUUUCAGACUGCUUUGAGAAAUGUUUUGUGUCACAGGAAAUGCAGUAUACGUGUAGUAAUUUCAGUAAAAUAUCAGUCUUGUGCUUUAUAUUAAAAGAAUAAUAUUAAAUUUGGGGAUUUACUUCCUGGAAGGUUAGUGAGACGAUUGGUACCAUUUUUAAUAAAGCGGCUAGUUAGCUUAAUUUAGCUAAUCUUAUAAAACUAAAAGUUGUUUUUAUUCUUUAAAUAUUUAACAAUCUUACAUUGUUAAUGUAAUUACAGUUGGGAUACUGUGUAAAAUGUGAAUAUAGACAGAAUACAAUGAUUUGUAAAUCUCACAUUGAUAUUUUAUUCACAGUACAACAGAGAAAACAUACAAAGUUUAAACUGAGAAAUAAAAAUAUUAGCUUAAAUUGAAUUUGAUGGUAGCAACAUGACACAGGGCAGUGUUUACUGCUGUGCAGCAUCCCCUCUGCUUUAGCAGUCUAUAAAUAUCUGUAAACUGAGGAAACUAACUUUUAGACUUUUGGGAGAGUCCAUUUACUUCUGAGAAACUCUGCCCGUCUAUAAUGGUACAUUUUCUCAGUUUAAACAUAUUUUUCCUAUGUAAAGAAAAUGGGAGUUUAUGAGAUUUGUAAGUCAUCAUAUGUUUUUAUUUACAUUUUAUGUUGUGUCCUAACUUUUUUGCUCAUAAAGGAAAGGGCCUUUAGUCUUUAAAGCUGCUGGUUGGUGGAUUUUGUUUCUUUUGAACUCAGCCAGGCUAGCAUUUUAUUCCUUUUUACCCAUUUUGUCUAUUAGCUGUAAGCUAGCUUAAUGUUUUAAAGUAAGACUAAAAAUAAAGCUGGGUAAAAGGCUUUGUGAAAAGCUACAAAAGGUAUUUUGAAAAUCCACCAGCACCCUUAAAGCUCUUUUUUUUUUAAAAUCUUUAAUUAAUAUAAAAUAUGUUUGUUUGUUUUUUUAUAAACAAUAUAGCUAACUAAAGCUAACUAUCUGCGGGCGGAAGCUUAGCAUGCUAAUGUGAGUGUGGGGUCAACUUUUUUUUUUUUUUUUUUUAGCUCAAAUCC
Messenger RNA from Haplochromis burtoni (Burton's mouthbrooder), 11126 nucleotides. RefSeq names its product inositol polyphosphate-4-phosphatase type I A. The record is from RefSeq and is a predicted model, not a curated record. The transcript has 27 exons. The coding region runs from base 355 to 3417 and encodes 1020 amino acids. Gene Ontology annotation, cellular component: cytoplasm. NCBI's taxonomy places the organism in Eukaryota, Metazoa, Chordata, Actinopteri, Cichliformes, Cichlidae. Gene Ontology annotation, molecular function: phosphatidylinositol-3,4-bisphosphate 4-phosphatase activity.